AUGAGAAAGGCUGGAAUACAACAAAACUUCAAAAACGAUUCAGUAAAUGCUUCGUUAUGUACAUUGGUCGUACAUGAUUUUCAUAUCAGUUUGCACAUCGAGGAUUUAAACAAAUACAUGAUGGAGUCCAUCUGA
This is a messenger RNA of Brugia malayi, 135 nucleotides long. RefSeq lists its product as uncharacterized. NCBI's taxonomy places the organism in Eukaryota, Metazoa, Nematoda, Chromadorea, Rhabditida, Onchocercidae. The record is from RefSeq and is a predicted model, not a curated record. The coding region runs from base 1 to 135 and encodes 44 amino acids. The transcript is spliced from 2 exons.